Messenger RNA from Pogonomyrmex barbatus (red harvester ant), 10209 nucleotides. RefSeq names its product Down syndrome cell adhesion molecule 1. Gene Ontology annotation, molecular function: protein binding. Lineage: Eukaryota; Metazoa; Arthropoda; Insecta; Hymenoptera; Formicidae. The record is from RefSeq and is a predicted model, not a curated record.
CCGAAGCAAACGACGCCGCACUCUACGGUCGGUCGUUCGCGGACCCGGAGUGCUCGUUUCUCCGCUCCGAUCUGAUCGGCGUGCAUUUGUGCUCCUGCGAAUUCAUACACGACAGUGUCGUCGGUGAAAAUCAGUGCCCUCAUAAGAGUCACGAUAAGGAUGUGGCGUGAGCCUCCAGGUGGAGGGUAUAAGGCACCCAUCCACAUCAUUACUAUGCUGCUCUUAGCUGCUGUUCUGGCAUUGACAACGGUUGUUUCGGCUGAAGAUGUAUCUAUGGGACCGGUGUUUGUCAAGGAACCUCCGAAUCGAAUUGAUUUCUCAAAUGGAACUGGAGCUGUUGUCGAAUGCCAAGCAAGAGGAAAUCCACAACCGGAUAUCAUCUGGGUCCGUUCUGAUGGAACUGCUGUGGGAGAUGUUCCAGGCUUGAGACAGGUUUUGCCAAAUGGAAAUUUGGUGUUCCCUCCUUUCCGUGCUGAAGAUUACCGUCAGGAAGUUCACGCUCAGGUCUACAGCUGUUUGGCACGUUCCCCUGCAGGUUCGGUACACAGCCGUGAUGUCAACGUAAGAGCCGUCGUCACUCAGCCUUACAAUCCAGAGAUCAUGAACGAAUACGUUAUAAGGGGAAACAGCGCGAUAUUAAAAUGCAGCAUCCCCAGUUACAUCGCAGAAUUCGUUACUGUCGAGGCGUGGAUUCGCGAAGAUGGAGAGGUCUACCUUCCGGAGAAUCCUGCGGUUGCGCAGGAUGGAAAAUACUUAGUACUGCCAUCCGGAGAGUUGCAUAUCAGAGACGUUGGACCCGAAGAUGGAUACAAGACUUAUCAAUGCCGCACGAAGCACAGACUCACCGGUGAAACUAGGCUAUCCGCGACGAAGGGACGUCUCGUCAUUACUGAACCGCGAGGCAGCGUACGUCCGAACGUACGAGACAAAGAUGUGAACGGAUUGAGGAGGGACAUCCAAAUCGGACGUAUGGUCGGCCUACCUUGUCCUGUUCAGGGUUUCCCAGCACCUGCAUUCAGAUGGUACAAAUUCAUCGAGGGUACAUCAAGGCGUCAGCCGGUCCAACUGAAUGAGCGCGUACGACAAGUUAGCGGCACUUUGAUCAUCCGUGAGGCUCGAGUUGAAGAUUCCGGCAAAUAUCUCUGCAUCGUCAACAAUUCUGUCGGCGGCGAGAGCGUGGAAACCGUUUUAACUGUUACGGCACCGCUGACCGCGGAGAUCGAACCGAGCACGCAAACCAUCGAUUUUGGAAGACCCGCGACCUUCACCUGCACCGUUCAAGGCAAUCCGAUCAAGACCAUCUCCUGGCUCAAGGAUGGAAAGCCUCUUGGAUUGGAAGAUCGCGUACUGAGGAUCGAGAGCGUAAAGAAGGAAGAUAAGGGAAUGUACCAAUGCUUUGUUAGAAAUGACCAAGAAAGCGCGCAAGCAACAGCAGAACUAAAACUUGGUGGAAGAUUUGAACCCCCGCAGAUCCGUCAAGCUUUCGCCGAAGAGACUCUCCAGCCCGGACCGAGUAUGUUUUUGAAAUGUGUUGCCAGCGGAAAUCCUACCCCCGAAAUUACCUGGGAACUUGAUGGAAAACGGCUGUCGAAUACCGAGAGACUGCAAGUAGGACAAUACGUCACGGUCAAUGGUGAUGUCGUGUCGCAUCUGAAUAUUUCCAGCAUUCAUACCAAUGAUGGUGGACUCUACAAGUGCAUUGCUGCAUCAAAGGUUGGAGCUGCUGAGCAUUCUGCCCGUCUCAACGUUUAUGGUUUGCCAUUUAUUCGCCACAUGGAUAAAAAGGCCAUCGUUGCUGGGGAAACUCUGCGCGUCACUUGCCCUGUUGCUGGAUAUCCGAUUGAAAGCAUCGUCUGGGAACGAGACACCAGAGUUCUACCGAUCAAUAGAAAGCAAAAGGUUUUCCCUAAUGGCACACUCAUCAUCGAGAAUGUUGAACGAAUGAGCGAUCAAGCGACCUAUACUUGCGUAGCACGCAAUGCACAAGGCUACAGCGCACGUGGAACACUAGAAGUUCAAGUCAUGGUCGCUCCGCAAAUCGCUCCAUUUUCUAUCAGUGAAGAACCAGCUAAUUGGGGCGAGCAAAUCUCCGCAGUGUGUAGCAUUUUGAAGGGUGAUCUACCGAUCGAAAUACGGUGGAGCCUCAACGGCGAAAUUAUUACGCGUCUCACGCAUCCGGAUGUAAUAAUUACGAAUACCGGAAAAAAGACAUCUCUCCUAACCAUUGAAUCUGUGACUGCCCGUCAUGCUGGCGAAUAUAGCUGUGUUGCGAGCAAUCUAGUCGGAUCCGUCAGCCGUUCCGCCAUUUUGUCGGUCAAUGUCUCCCCACAGAUAGCGCCGAUCUCCUUCGGUGAGACACCCGUUAACGCCGGAGACUUGGUGUCGGAGCAAUGCGUGGUGACCAAAGGCGAUUUCCCUCUGGAAAUAACAUGGACUUUCAAUGGUCGUCCCAUACAAUCGUCGUAUCACGGCGACGUGAUCGUGUCCGAUACCGGAAAGCGUGUCAAACAACUGACCAUCGAAUCAGUAGCUGCGCGACAUGCCGGAGAGUAUACCUGCGUUGCUUCAAACGCAGCUGGAUCGGUCUCCCAUUCAGCCACCUUGGACGUGAAUGUACCUCCUCGUUGGAUCCUGGAACCUACCGAUAAGGCAUUUGCUCAAGGAUCCGAUGCACGAGUGGAAUGCAAAGCCGAUGGAUUCCCCAAGCCUCAAGUCACAUGGAAGAGAGCUGCUGGGGAUACUCCGGGAGAUUAUACUGACUUGAAAUUAAGCAAUCCUGAUAUUAGCGUGGAAGAUGGCACUCUCUCUAUUAAUAAUAUACAAAAAACGAACGAAGGCUAUUAUCUUUGCGAGGCUGUUAAUGGCAUUGGAUCAGGUUUAUCAGCUGUCAUCCUCAUUUCGGUUCAAGCUCCUCCGCAAUUCGAAAUUAAACUGAGAAACCAGACCGCUCGUCGUGGAGAACCAGCUGUAUUGCAAUGCGAGGCACAAGGAGAGAAACCAAUUGGUAUUUUAUGGAACAUGAAUAACAAGAGACUAGACACAAAGAGUGAUCCUCGUUACACUAUUCGGGAGGAAAUUUUGGCUAAUGGAGUAUUGUCCGACUUGAGCAUCAAACGAACCGAAAGGAGCGAUUCUGCCUUAUUCACUUGUGUAGCUACGAAUGCCUUUGGUAGCGAUGACACUAGCAUUAACAUGAUCGUGCAAGAGGUGCCGGAAGUUCCAUAUGGUCUCAAGGUAUUGGAUAAAUCAGGACGUUCAGUGCAACUAUCGUGGGCCGCACCUUAUGAUGGAAACAGCCCGAUCAAGCGAUACGUUAUCGAAUACAAAAUCAGCAAGGGUUCCUGGGAAACUGAUAUUGACCGAGUGCUCGUACCUGGUUCGCAACAAAAUGUGGCUGGAGUUUACAAUCUAAGACCCGCAACCACUUACCACCUUCGAAUCGUCGCUGAAAAUGAAAUUGGCACGUCUGAUCCAUCUGACACGGUCACCAUUAUUACCGCCGAGGAAGCUCCUACUGGUCCGCCAACUUCCGUCAAAGUAGAUGCUGUCGAUCAACAUACACUCAAGGUAACAUGGAAACCGCCUCCACGUGAAGACUGGAACGGUGAGAUUCUUGGUUACUACGUUGGAUACAGACAAUCGUCGGACAAACCGUACAUGUUUGAGACUGUCGAUUUCUCGAAGGAAGACUCUAAAGAACACCACUUGUCAAUUGCGAAUCUCAAGACUUAUACUCAAUAUGGCGUAGUUGUUCAGGCAUUCAACAAAGUUGGUUCUGGACCAAUGAGCGAGGAACGUAGACAGCACACCGCGGAAGGCGUGCCCGAGCAACCACCUCAUGACACUACCUGCACGACUCUUACCUCUCAGACUAUUAGAGUAUCCUGGGUAUCGCCACCACUCAGUGCAGCUAACGGCGUUAUCACCGGCUACAAAGUCAUCUACGGACCAUCUGACACAUGGUAUGAUGAGAACACGAAGGAUACCAAGAUUACGUCUUCCAGCGAGACUAUUUUACAUGGCCUUAAGAAAUACACGAACUAUAGUAUGCACGUUCUGGCUUUCACAUCCGGCGGAGACGGUGUUAAAUCCGCACCGAUUCAUUGCCAGACCGAACAAGAUGCACCCGAAGCUCCCAUCGCUAUCAAAGCUCUGGUCAUGUCUGCGGAAUCCAUUCUUAUCUCAUGGCGUCCACCUAGCCAACCUAACGGAGUUAUUUCUCAGUAUACCGUUUAUACUAAAGCAGAUAAUGCAGAAGAACCAACAAGUCAAAAAGUAGCGCCGAAUCAAUUAACUCAUGAAGCGUCUGGAUUAGACAAGCAACUUAGAUAUGAAUUUUGGGUAACUGCUAGCACAAACAUCGGCGAAGGGGAAGCUUCUAAGAUCGUAACUUUGGGGCCAAGCGUUCGAGUACCAGCUAAGAUCGCAUCAUUCGAUGACAAGUUCACCGCUACAUACAAAGAGGACGUCAAGCUACCUUGUCUCACUGUCGGCGUACCUACACCAGAAGUAACAUGGAAAGUACGAGGUGCUACUCUUCAACCAAGCGAUCGAUUGAGACAAUUACCCGAGGGAUCGUUAUUCAUCAAAGAAGUUGACCGUGCGGACGCAGGAGAAUAUUCUUGUUACGUAGAAAAUUCUUUUGGACAUGACACUGUAACUCAUCAGCUGGUUGUACAUGCUCCCCCACACUCGCCUCAAGUCACUCUUACCGCUACUACUACCAAUUCCUUGACAAUGAAGUUGCGUCCUCAUCCCACCGAUAAUGCACCGAUUCAUGGUUAUACGAUUCACUACAAACCCGAAUUCGGUGAUUGGGAAACUGUUCAGAUUAGUUCCACGGCACAGAAAUAUACUCUCGAAAAUCUGUGGUGCGGCUCUCGAUAUCAGAUCUAUGUCACAGCUUACAACGGAAUUGGAAUAGGCGAUGCUUCGGACAUUUUGAAUACGCGCACAAAAGGCUCCAAACCGAUCAUUCCGGAAGCACAGAGAUUUAUCGAAGUAUCCACGAAUAGCAUCUCAUUGCACCUGAGUGCCUGGUCUGAUGGUGGCUGUCCUAUGUUGUACUUCGUUGUUGAACAUAAGAAGAAGAUGCAACAGGAAUGGAAUCAGGUCUCCAAUAACGUAAAGCCAGGCGCUAAUUUUGUAGUACUGGAUCUGGAUCCCGCUAGUUGGUAUCAUUUGCGUGUUACGGCUCAUAAUAAUGCCGGUUUUGCCGUAGCCGAAUACGAAUUUGCGACUUUGACAGUGACUGGCGGCACCAUUGCACCGGCCCGCGAGCUACCGGACGUGAACGGUGGUGGCAACGACGAAGACCCGAUGAAAAUUUUCAUGGCUAACUUAAAUCUGGUCGUGCCUGUGGUAGCAGCCAUACUUGUUAUAAUCGUUGCCGUCAUCGUGAUCUGCGUUCUCAGGGGAAAGGGCCACGGUAGCGAUAAAGAUGACGUAGUCUAUCAACAAACCGGAGUUGGCGGCGCUACCCUGGACAAACGCAGAUCUGAUCUUCGCGACGAACUGGGAUAUAUUGCACCACCGAAUCGCAAGCUUCCACCUGUACCCGGCUCGAAUUACAACACCUGCGAUCGUAUCAAGCGAGGUGGAACUGGCUCGUUAAGGAGUCACUCGACGUGGGAUCCGAGACGACACAUGUAUGAGGAAUUGAGUCACUACGCGCCCAACAGGAGAUGCCCACCGCCACCACGUAUGGGCAGCGCAGAUGGUCUUUCGCACAGAGGUAUGGAAGAUGAGAUUUGCCCCUAUGCUACUUUCCAUCUACUGGGAUUCCGCGAGGAAAUGGAUCCGAGCAAAGCUAUGCAAUUCCAGACCUUCCCUCACCCAGGAAAUGGCCAUUCUGGUACUAUGGGACCACCUGUAGGACAUCCGACUAAUGCUUCUGCUCAUAGCCGUUCUGGAUCUCAAUCUAUGCCUCGUCAAAAUGGUCGCUAUUCUCGAGUACCAUCUCAAGGAGGUGGCAGCGGCACGCAUAACGUCUUCUCGCCCGAAUACGACGAUCCGGCUAAUUGCGCUCCCGAAGAAGACCAAUAUGGAUCACAAUACGGACAAUAUGGCGCACCUUACGAUCACUAUGGAUCUCGCGGAUCAGUCGGACGUCGUAGUGUGGGCUCGGCUCGCAACAUUCCCAUCUCUGGAUCGCCGGAACCGCCACCACCGCCACCGAGGAACCACCAAGAUCAGAAUAACUCUAGCUUCAAUGACAGCAAGGAGAGCAACGAGAUCAGCGAGGCCGAGUGUGAUCGCGAUCAGCUUGUCAACCGCAACUACGGCGUGAAUGCUCGCGGCAAGGACGGCAUGACCACCGAGGAGAUGCGUAAACUCAUAGAGAGGAAGCCAAACGAAGCUCCCGGCCGGCAAACCGGCGGCCCCCACGGCGGUCACGGGGGACUCCUCACACCCUACGAUACUGUGGCAGUGUAACCUGUAAAUCGUCAUCUUCCGUGGUCUUCCGCCUCUCUCGAAAGCCAAUGAGAGCCAGGAAAAAAGCAGCCGAGAGACGCGGAAAUGAAGCGCACGCCAACUCUUCCCCCGGUGCUGUCGUCGGUCCAAUUUGCAACGAUUUACGGUAGAAAUUAGAGACGUCGUCGCGAGUAGAUAGAUUCGAUUACCGUGUAAGGUGUACGCGUAUUGAUAUCAUCUCAAGAUCGUGAUUACGGACGAGGAUUUUUCAGCCCGCCUCGCGAAAUGGGACCGCCUCCUUCGCCCUCGCGACCAUAUCACGUGAUUUUUCUCUUUCUCUCGCUCUUCGGCCUUCCGCUCUUUCCUUGUACUUCCUCGGGUACAUUCGUUUGCAUUUGAUCCUAGGGGAAGGCCCGAAACUCAAAAACUGCCCUGUUUUUGAUAAAUUUUUUCGAACCAAUUCAGUCGAUUACGCACAUCGAGGAAGACCAGACUCAAGACUGUCUGUAUUUACUGCCCUUAUGCGAAGGAGGCACAGCGAUUCGUGAGGUCAGUCAUGCUUCGUUCGUAAGUUGCGAGUCCUAGAACUCCUCACGCACGUUCGAUUACAUUGUGUCAAUUUUUUCAUACUAACAGAAGAAAAUGAUUUGAUACAUCUUCCUUCUUGAUGAUACAUGUCCGAACAUGACGUGAUUUAAUGAAGAUAUUUGAUGAGACGAACUUAUUAUUAAUAAACCCGUGACAAAAUAUUUCAAUGAUCAGAGAGACAAUUUGCAUUUUCUCGCGCGCUGUCAUCGAACGUGUAUACGCGGAAUUCGAGGCUCGAGAGACUGCCGCGAAAGAGACUGUCCUGUAGGAAGGCGAACACAGCCGGAAGUCGUGUUCGCGGACGCUCAGCUGCGGCAGAGACGCGGCCCGCGAUGGUGCUCUCGGCGACGGUGGAUUUAAACGGGGGUCUUCUGAUAUAUAUCCAGGAUAUAAUCCUAGGUUACAUUCGUCGCAGGAGUAAUGGGAAAAAAAAAAUGAAACGUAUAAACGACAUAUAUGCGUAUACAUGAGAUUAGUUGGUCGCUUUUUAAGUCAUGGUUGUGCCACACUGCCGCUCCCUGCGGGCGUACGAUAUAUAGAUACAUAUACGUACACAUAUACUACAUAUAUACAUAUACUGUACGAUUUAUAAUUUCGUAACGAAGGUUGUGUCCCUUCCCCUUAUCUCCCUCCCCCCCCCCCUUGAUGGUCGGUGAUCUUGAGUCUCGACGUCGCGGAGAGCAAAGUUUAUAGGGUACGUCGUCGCUUUCUUUGUCUUUCGUCGUUAUCCUUCUAGCGAUCCGUUUAGGCGAUCGAUUCGAGAUAUUCCUAUCGCUCGAAAGGGGAGAAAUCCCGUACACAUACACACACACACACACAUACAAAACGCCGAUCGACUGUCCGUAGGAAGAACAACGCGGCAAGCCAUCGAGGGAACGCUUCGAUACACGGCAGGCCAGCCACAAUAACGUUUACAUCAUCGCCACGCGCGCAAUAUACGUCACACUACACUUGCUGUCGUCCUAUAUGAUAUAAAUAUUUAGUCCGCUGUAAACACCUAAUUAUCCCCCCGUGCUAAUCUUCUACGAUCGAUUGCGACGUACCGAUAAGAUUCACUGAUAUCGCGACGAUGAUCGUUACAGGUGUAAGCGAUUCGAGUAAUAAAGAAGCUGGUUUAACGUAGAUAGCUCGUAAGUCGGACGGAUGGUCGCGAGAAGGCGUCGUUGGAUCUUCGCGACGAGGCGAGAAGUCGGGAUUUGGUUUAGCGGAACGGAUUAACUUCAGAACGCGAUGGAUUGGAAGGUGAUCUGUCUUGUCUUGUCUUGUCUUGUCUGUCCGCGAUCGGACGAUUGACCUUUUGCUGGUUCGACGAACGAACGAAGCGGAUGCUUCCCGAACUUUUUCGCCUGUGUCAUCACCAGCCCCGACAUCGCGCUACGUCGCGAUCACGACGCCGUGUCUCAUAGUUCGUUUUUAUCACGAUACUAUUUCUAAAUAUAUACAUACAAAUAUAAAUAUAAAUAUAUAUUAUGUAUACACUAACUAUAUAUACAUACGUUGUAAGUAGCUAUUUCUAGGUGUCGCAUUUGUUUGCCGAGGCGAUGCACGAGCCGGCUUCCAGUUGGGCGGCUAAGCCAAGAAGCACCCCUGAGAAACAUUUGUCACGCGAGUUGCGACAUUAAUUACUACUCCGUAUAUUUAAUUCUGGAUGCAAUCGUGUUGAACAUGCAACAUUUUACGUGUUAUCGUUCCUUGUUAGCGUUACCGUUAAUUUAAUUCAUCUAAUUAUUAGAUUUUAUGUAAUUUAUUAAAUUAAUUUAUCGAUUAAAUGUUUGGUGACUCUUGUUUGACAUUAAGAUUUCUGGUAUAUUACUACUACUACAUUACAAGUAAUCCCAAAGUUAUCUUCAGUCGAGCCGCUAUUAGUAUGGCCUAAAUUGCCACUGCCAUCGUUUCUUGUUAUUCACGUGAGUGAGAUUAGAAUGGAAAAUGCGCACACACACAGACUGCCGAGAGAAUUUUCGAGAUGUUUGAAUAAAAUUUCAAGGGUGCUUCAACCGCACGAGCCGCUUCUGCUCUCGCAGAGGAAUUCCUACCCUCUGCCAUUUGAAACUGGCCGCGGCUCGACGCGCCAACGCACUUUUACUCAUCGAUGUGAUUUUAAAAGGCUGCGCAAAAAGCCUCGUGUCUCGUGUAUAUGUUACGAUCGCGCUCUUACCGUAAUUAACCGUAGCCGUAUCUCGUCCCAAGUCACCCUUUACGACUUAUAGUAUCACGUUCUACUCACUUAACUCGCCCCUGCGAAAUCUUGUCGCUUCGAAUCGCUUCCGAAUCUAACCAGAGCUAAGCCACGGCACAGGCCGAUAUUGAUGAUAACAAUUGAUGAUGAUAACGAUAUUAAUGCAUUCGUAUAUAGCGAUAUGAUCAUGUCCGCGUGCUGUCUUGAUCGCGGCUCAUCUUUUGUCCUAAGCAAUGUGGACGUCCGCGACGUCGCACAGGUGAUAGAAAUUUAUGUUGUAAGCGGGGCCCGGGGUGAUCGGUAAAAGGGGCUACAAACGAGACGUUUAGCGACAAUCAGUUAAAUCGAAUUUCGGCUAAACAUUAAAUGUUUUUUGCAGCUGAAACGCAUUGACGACGAUUGAGUAAUACGACUUAAAGACUGAGAAUUUACGUCCAUGUUUGCUUAUCACUUCAUUCACUUCUCGUGCUUGCGAUUGCUUUGCCCUCAGUAGCAUUCUCGAUAAGAUUGGUAUAUUCGCGAUACCCUUCUUGCCGGACACCCCCGAGCCCAACGUUCGCUCGUCGCGCUUUUCAUGAUCGACGUAUACUGCGUGGUAAUUCUUUGCAGGGCUCGACGUUACUUUUUUAAGAGACGCUGCGAAGCGCGUCGCUCGCUUGUGUAUGCUUGAUUGAUAAUAUGCGUUGAAAGCAUCUUGGCUGUUCUUUUUUGUACGACGGCGAACGCGGUUCUUCGAGCUCGUAUCCUUCCUCCCUUAUCAUUCCGUCGCCUGUCAAACUUGAAGCGUUUCCUUCGUGUCCUUUUGACAAUCCUCGCACGUGUGAAAGAAUCGCGGGAACGCGUUUGAUAAUGGAAAAGAAAGGAGAGACUAAAAGAAAGAAAGAAGAUGCGCGUAACAUCCUCCGCGCUCGAGGAGACUCGAGGAUCCGCUCGCAGUGUACCGUUUCCUCUCAACGCCACUACUUUAUGUUUUUGUACCAAAGUUGUAGCGUCUAACUUUGCGUUAAAUAAAUAAACCUUAAAACGAU